AUGAGUUUUGCCUCGCCCAUCGCCACGCAGCCUGGCGAGCCGAUGCAUAUGGAUUCGCACCUUGGCAUCAGUUUUCCGUGGGAAAAGACGGGUGAGUCUACGAUCGUCGGUGGCCAAGCCAACUUUCUUUAUGUCGACAUGGCUGAGUCUGAGUCUGAUGAUGAGAGUGAUGAGCCAGGUUACAUGAAUGGUACAUCUUCAUGUCGCUCGCCAGACACAUUCUCCGCGCCGACAAGUCGGUCUCCUGAGCGCCACAAUUCGAGUACUACGUCGCAUCAACUUGACUCCCCAAGUUUUUUGGCAUAUCCUUGCACGAUGCCAGCUGAAGAGCACCAUCAGCACCAGCAGGAGUCUUCACAUAUGUUCGGGCCGUCUUGUAUCUCACACGAGCCUCUCGAGACAGGUGAACGUGCUCAGGCGUCUAUUGAAGAGCAUAUUCAUGCACCGUCAGACGAGUAUGCUCAAUUUGCGCAAGACGCUUCCGUAAAUGAUGCGCCUGAGCAUCAUGCAGUAGUCUGUUCGGACACUUACAUGGGCUUUGACGACUUUGAACGCGCACUUGUCCAAGAGCAUCUCGAACACCAGACAUUGUCGCGUAUAAGCAAGGUCACAAGACUUUCAAGCGAGCGGCCUCAUUUGGACACAAGCGGGACAAAUCCAGGCCUUUCGCCACAUGUUGCUGAUGAAUCGCAGGAACAAAGUCUUUACGAUGAUCCUUCGCCAGAAGCAGCUAGACCUAAGCAAAAUGCAGACGCUUGUCAUUUGCGCAAAGAUCAUGGAGAUGGUAUCACUGACAGUCAGCGCCAGAGCGUAGACGAUGUCCCCCUUUUCAACCACACUGACCAAGAAGAAAAUCCCGAUUAUGAUCAUUUUGGAGUUCAAAGGGGCAGCCGUGACCACAACAAUGUCGAUGGUGGCCUUGAGAGCCACCAUACGGAUGGCGAAGCCGAUACGUCCACUCGUCCUGAUGGUGACGUCUAUGGUGGCUGGAUCAAUGAGCGUGAAUCAAGUGGAACCAUUGCCGGAGAUAAUCAUCCCGAAGAUCAUGGCAUGAACGAGUCAACAUCGCCCAUUGAAUAUGAACAGGUGCCAGAAUUGCGCUCAAUGAAGCAUCACAUGUACUCCUUUCAGCCGAAUGAGCGCAUUUCUCUCAAUCGUGAGCGAAAUAUAUCAAGGCAACGCGAUCGUCCUGAUGCGUCAGCUGCAAGACCCGAGCCUACUUCGCAACCAUCUGAAAAGGUAGACGGACUUGGUAUCUCAGGAGCAAGGCAUGAGAGUCAUGACAUGCCUACGUGGCACCGUUUCUCAACCCAGCAUCCUGACACAGAGAACGUGUGUGAUACUCGUAUGGAUGAAUCACAUGCAAAAAUGUCGUAUCGGCCAGACUUGUCGAAUCGAAUGCAUGAGGGCGAAGCAUCCCAUGCAAAAGGCUUCUUUGAUGAGACCCCGCCCAUAAGACCCAAUACGCAGCGCACGACAAGAAGUCAGCCACGGGCAUCGGCAGCGGAACGAAAAGAACCCGUUUCUGUGCGUCAACAGGCACAAGGGCAAAGUGACACCUCUUCUUCCCUGGCUGCAACACCACAGUCCCGUACCAAGACGCCUGGUCACGAGAAUCGCACACUCAAGAACAAAGCUAGUCGCUUUUUCAAGUCCAUGCUCUCGGGCAAAACGAAGCAACGAGCGCCCGAUGCGCCAGCGAAGACUAGUGCCGCAGAAGGUUCGUAUCGAUCGCCAACACCGCCGUUGCCGCAGCAACACCAACAAUUGCCACCACAAUCACCCCCCAACAAGGCUCGCUGGAACCUACGCGAUCGAUUCCGUACCGCAAACACUCGUGGCGGAACGCAACAAGAGACAAAAGAACCACACAACAAGUUCACAUCGUCGUCACCGUCACAGCAACUACCUUCUUUAGCCUACCAGUUAGGUCGGGCCACCGGUUCGGAGCAGUUGGAUCCAUUGCUAUCAAAUUUCCCGAAUUUAGCAAGCACAGAGCCUCCGAAAGUGCCGAAACGGCUCAAUCGGGAUGCCCCCAGUCCAUAUUAUUCACCUGACUUGUCCAACACUCAACAACCACCCUCGCCACUGCCGACACGCCGCGCGCAUGCCAAGAGCAAGUCGGCGCAGCCGCAGCAGCAGGAAUUUUUAGGAUCCAACGCUACAUCCCCACUCACUACGUUUUUGAAGAAGCGACCAUCGGACCUCAUGGUCUCUGAGCGCACAAGUCUCUCGCAUCAAGCCUCGAAUGGCAUCUUGCCUAUGCGCAUCACCAGCGAAGAGCCGGUGCCUGUGGAAGUCGAGAUAAAGCGGCAGGAGUCUCUCAUGCGCUCGCGACGCCGCAGUCGCAGCGUAGGCAACCUUGUAACAAGAUCAAAUGGGAACGAGUAUCUACCCAACGUCCAGGAACAUUCGGUCGAUACCACGCAUGUGCCCGCCAUGGACCCUUCUGCAUUUGCACUUCUAGAUGCUCAGCCGGGACUACCACCAGUGAUGCCUUUCACUGUGCCAGCGCCAUCAACAUCAGCUGCACAAGAACGCCAACAGCGCAUGUCGGCUAGUACGUAUGCGUCAAGCUCAAAUGUGUUUGAUGCUCGCUCUUCUAUGCUUAGCGAUCAAGGUGCUUCUACGGCGCAGACUACACCUUAUGGAUCAAGCACGAGCCUCAAUAACCUCAAGACUUACAACGCUUCGCAGCAUCUGCAGCAGCCGUAUCCGCAUGUACACGGGCUUGAUCAGGCACAUUCACAACAGUGCUUGGAUCCCGCAAGGACAUAUCCCGCCAAGCUUCCGCCAUUUCCGCGCACACGUGGUUCCAUGCCAUUCCCAUCGAGCUCUCUGCCGGCGCGACUAGACGAAAGCACUUCGCCCGAUGCUUCUGUCUUAACUAAUCCUCAUUCAAAGGAGCUUGAAUCGGUACACGAAUCACCUGGUCGUCGCUCUUCAUUUGGUGCACCCUCGGUUCCUCAGCCACCUCAACCCCGGUCUGAGCCCCCGCCUCUGAGGAAAGAGCAGUCUGAGCUUGAAGUCAAGCAGACACCAAAGAACGUGUCCGCGCCAACACCAAAAUCGACUGGACCGACACCAAUACUUAACAUGUCGAGAGACAACGAUGAUGCAUCCCAUACGUCACCAUCAUCAAAACUAGCUGACAUUAUCCCACCACUUUCCACUCCUCCACCAGCUCAUUCGUUUGAUGUAACACCACACGCAUCAAGAAAUGCAAACUCAAUCUCUGCCAAGAAAGAAGUGUCACCGUCGCCUGAACUGAUGGCAAGCAAAUGCAGCACCUCGAUGCCACCAACGCUACCGAAUCCGACAUUCGAUGAGAAGCGCCUAUCAUUAGGCCUUGAUGAAUGUUCGUGGACACUAGACCUGGACUUCGGGGUGUCAGACACAGCAGCGCAAACGAAUCCUUUCUACUAA
Molecule: messenger RNA, 3426 nt
Organism: Malassezia globosa CBS 7966
Lineage: Eukaryota; Fungi; Basidiomycota; Malasseziomycetes; Malasseziales; Malasseziaceae
Exons: 1
Coding region: 1-3426 (1141 amino acids)
Source: RefSeq, a predicted model, not a curated record